Molecule: messenger RNA, 2847 nt
Organism: Colletotrichum acutatum
Lineage: Eukaryota; Fungi; Ascomycota; Sordariomycetes; Glomerellales; Glomerellaceae
Product: SAM domain-containing protein
Exons: 3
Coding region: 1-2847 (948 amino acids)
Biological process (GO): actin cytoskeleton organization
Cellular component (GO): plasma membrane
Molecular function (GO): protein binding
Source: RefSeq, a predicted model, not a curated record
AUGGCUCUCCAGAAGCCAGAAGUUGGCGAUACCCUCUUGGUCAUACAUGACUUCAUUGCUCGUAGCUCCGACGAAUUGAGCCUAACCAAGGGCGACCGAGUUGAGUUAAUAGAACGAGAUGACGAGUUUGGAGAUGGAUGGUUUCUGGGCAAGCACCUUGUGAACGGAAACAGCGGCUUAUUUCCCGAAGUCUACACCAGGCCAGCUCCGAAGAUAGCACCCGCGAAUAACUUCUCGAAACCACUAGCAACGUUACCCGAGGUGGUGAACGAAUCCAAACAAACAAACCCUCCCGACCCGACCGACGACAAGAUUACCACCCCCGCCGCUCCACCCACUCCCACGCCACCGCCCGAGUCUCCGGCUCCCGUUACGCUGCCUCUCAACAACAUCAAGCAAGAGACCGCUGCAAUCGAGAAUGCGCCGCCAGCCGUGAGUGCGCCGCCCUCGGCGGCUCUCGGCCGUAUCAACACGAACCAGGAUCAUGUACUCAGCGAAACCCUCAACGUUAUCGAUGAGCAUAUUACCGAUUUGCGCUCUACACCUAGCACCGGCGCAAUGCGUGCUCCUCCCACCGACUCCGGCAGCGAAUACAGUGCCCAGCUCGAUCAUCGAAUGUCUUACAUUCAUGGCGAAGAAACGGACGAAGAAGAGGAGGGCAUGCAUAGUCGAUCCGAGGUGGAGGCAUGGACGCCGGACCAAGUUGCCGAGUACCUUUUCACAGUCGGCGUUGAGAAAUCGCACUGCGAAGUAUUCCGUGACCAAGAGAUUACCGGUGAAGUAUUGCUGGGCAUGGACCAGAGUUCCCUCUUCAUCAAGGCAUUCGAAUUGGGUUCUGUUGGUAGGAGACUCAAGACGUGGCAGAAGAUCAAGUCUCUGCAAGACGAGUGUAACAACCUAGGUAUCGCGACAAGAAGGACGACGCAGACAUACGGCAGUGACGUGGGCUCGGAAGAUGCGAAGCGGUCUAGAAGCCGGGCCGACACCUUGACCAGCUCAAUGCCCAGGAUGACACCGGUUGACGACAGAGCUAUGUCGUUUUCAAGCAAGCGCCUUUCAUUUUCGCAAACGCCAAAGUUGGAUACAGCAUCAAUUGUGUCGCCAGUCUCCCCGAUUGUCGACAGUCCCACCCGUCCAUCUCACAUGAAACGGCCUUCGGCUGCGUCCGUCAGAGAUUUGCACCACUCUCGCAGACACUCGUCGUCCACCGACUUCCGUUUGACGGGACAACCCAUGGCCAGCACCGUGACACCGAAACUGGCCACGAGUGGAACGUUUCCCCAGACCGAUGGCGCUCAUAAGAAGCAACCAUCAUUCGACAGGAACUGGACCCUUGGCAGCGCUUCAAGCCGACCACUUUCUUCUACUGGGCUCCAAGACGUCAUGCAACAGUCUGGUCUACACGCUCCAGAGUCCGCCAUCGAUACCGACCGUGGUUACUUUAGCGGCACUGAAGUCGACGGCCGACGCCGCAACGUGCUUAGGAAGCGCGAUAGCACCGCCAGCCACGGCCGAAAGAAUAGUUACGCCGAGGAGCAACGGGUGCGCAGUGCUACCGCCAUUUCGAGGCACUCAAGAUUCGGAAGCGUCGACUCAAACCGUGACAGCGUGGCCUCUCCUGCCGCGCAAAAAUACUACGGCAUGCAGUCCACCGCCCACAGAAGAACUGCCUCAACAAGUACCACUCAGUCUGCGCGGCCCGUGCCUCCCGUCAAGGACGUUGGAGCACCCAGCGUCACGAAGCUCGAAGGCAAGACUCGUGCCUCUCCGGUGCCCGAGUCUCCUGCGGCCCGCCAGGGAAUCCACGCUGAGUGGCUUUCUGCUGUUGUUAAGCCCUCGAUGAAGGUGGCCGGCUUGCGCGCAAUUUCGGAUUCAGUCUCGAGCGAUCGCAACAAGGUGGCUUCGCCAAUCGACCCAUCUUUGAAGGACUCGCCUUUGCCCUCGCCCGCUAGAACCGGAUCGAGUACUCCCUCUGCCGGGCCCAGCUUCGAGCUCGAUUCUCCUGAUACCGCAAAGAGCCCUAGUACUGCCACCACCGUGGCGAGUAAGGGCAGUAGGAAGAAGGGCAAGAAGGAGACGAGUGCUUACCAACGGGGACUUCUGAAGAUCAGCCCCGCUGAAGCCGUCAAAGAUGCCGACUACAGCGGGUGGAUGAGAAAGAAGAGCUCCAACCUCAUGACGACAUGGAAGCCCCGAUUGUUUGUGCUCAAAGGACGCCGACUUUCAUACUACUAUUCGGAGAAUGACGAUCAAGAAAAGGGACUCAUUGAUAUUUCCUUCCACCGUGUUCUUCCAGCCGACAAUGAACAGCUGACCGGACUUCACGCCAAGCUUACUGGCGCAGGUGCUACCACCGGACACGACGCCAACACUGGAGAAAAGGGGGAUGAUACCAUGUUUAUCUUUAAGCUUGUUCCACCACGCGCAGGCCUGUCCCGCGCCGUGAACUUCACCAAGCCGACUGUUCACUACUUUGCAGUCCCCAAUCUCAAGUCAGGAAGAUUGUGGAUGGCAGCCCUCAUGAAGGCCACCAUUGACCGAGAUGAUACCCAGGCGAUAACAACGACGUAUCAACAAAAGACCAUUUCCCUUGCCAAGGCAAGACAGCAGCGACACCGCCCUCCUGCGUUGAUGAACCUCGAAGAAGCUCAAGAAGAUGAGAGAAGACGAGCACUCGAGGCGAAGAAGAACGCAGACUCCCUCGGCAUUACCUUUGGUGAGACCGACAGCGGGGUAUCCGGCAUGGAGAAGCCAAACUUCCCCAAGGUGGAGAGUGCCGACCCUCGGAAGUUGGCUUUUGAAUCGGAGAACAAUGGUACGGCCGGAGCACCGCCACAGAGUGCUUAG